GCGAGGCGUGACCUAGUUGACAGGCUCUGAGGUGCUGCUGUGGCGGCGGCCGCCGGGCAGAGCGGGCGGGAUAAGGGGAGGAGGGCGGCGACGGGCCAGUGGCUAGCGGCGCGGGACGCAGAGCCUUUGCACUUUUCCCUCCCGAGUGUCCCCUCCAUCCCCACCUCCCCCCACCCCCCCACUCCACACACCCUAUUUGCCCGUGAGCCUGGGGAACUUGCAGCUUAAAGCCAGCCACCCCCACGGCAGCAUGUACCCCAGCAACAAGAAGAAAAAGGUGUGGAGAGAGGAGAAAGAACGUUUGCUGAAGAUGACCUUAGAGGAGAGACGCAAAGAAUACGUAAGGGACUAUGUUUCCCUGAGCACCAUUCUAUCAUGGAAGGAAGAGAUGAAGAGCAAAGGCCAAAAUGAUGAAGAAAAUACUCAGGAAGCACCACAGAUGAAGAAACGCUUGAGUGAAAAGGUUUCUCUCUACAGAGGCGACAUCACUCUGCUAGAGGUGGAUGCAAUCGUCAAUGCGGCAAAUGCCAGUCUUCUCGGAGGAGGAGGUGUGGAUGGCUGUAUUCACAGAGCUGCUGGCCCCUGCUUGUUAGCUGAGUGUCGGAACCUGAACGGCUGUGAGACUGGACAUGCAAAAAUCACAUGUGGCUACGACCUCCCUGCAAAGUAUGUCAUCCAUACUGUAGGGCCAAUAGCCAGAGGCCACAUUAAUGGAUCCCACAAGGAAGACCUUGCAAAUUGCUAUCAAUCAUCCUUGAAGCUGGUGAAAGAAAAUAACCUCCGAUCAGUUGCAUUUCCCUGCAUUUCAACAGGCAUUUAUGGUUUCCCGAAUGAGCCUGCGGCAGUCAUUGCCCUAGGUACGAUUAAGGAAUGGCUGGCCAAGAAUCACCAGGAGGUGGAUCGAAUCAUCUUCUGUGUCUUCCUAGAAGUUGAUUUCAAAAUCUACAAAAAGAAAAUGAACGAGUUUUUCCCUGUUGAUGAUAACAAUGAAGGAGCUGAUGUUGACAUGAAAGAAGAUGCAGAAGGGCCAGAGCCUAAAGGCCUUUCUCCAACCCACAAGAAGAGCAAAGCCAAGAAACCAGAAAGUUCGAAAGACUCCAGUGAAGAUGAAAGUGCUCCAGAGGAAAAGCAAGCUUCGGAAGAGAUUGAGGGGCAGAGCCAAGAAGCAGGUGGGCUCAGGUUUCUUUUGAGGAGUCUCCUAGGCCUCAUCCACAGAGAUGGUGUCAACACCACCCCUGUGCCCAGCCCUGCUUCCGAAGACAAAGCUGAAGUCCAUAAAGAUGAAGCAGAUUCUGCAAAGGAUGAUAAUACUAUAAAAGACAGUGAUCUGACCAAUCAUUCUGUGUGUGACCAAGAACUUCCCAAUGGACAAGAGAAUGGCUCAACAAAGAGUGAGGGGAAAACUGAGACAGAAUCCCCAAGCUCCUCUAUGGAGACAGAAGACCUUUCAAGAAACCAAGAAGAUGCCACAGUUGUGGAACAACCAGAAGUGAUCCCCCUGAUAGAUGACCAAGAAGCACAGGAAGGUGGAGAAGUCUUUCAUGGCAAACUGCUCAUGCUCUCACCCUUAGAGGGUGCACCACUGGUUUCUUCUGCACUGAUGUCUCAAGGCGAGGAGGAUGCACCUGCUGUGUUUGCAGAAAGCCAAGGUUCCAGCGAGGCAGAAAACACUGCAGGUCCUGAUGAUGACACGAAUAGUCAGGUGGAUGGUGUAAAUAAGCCAACAGAGAGUCUGCAAGAAGAUCUCCAAUAGGGCCACAAGAUGAAGCAAAGGAACACAGAACUGAAGCUAAAUGACAGCCCUCAGCUUGGCAAGGCCUGGCCCUGGGGGACUUGGGAAGAUGAUAGUGUGUGCUGUGGAAGGGGGUGGGGGAGGGGGAAGGGCAAGUUCAUGGAAGAAAGGGGGUCCUUUGCUCUAAUUCUCCAGUUGCAUUUUGCUGUUUACCUACAGAAAAGAAAAAAAAAGAAAAAAAGAAAACAAAAAGAGAAAAGAAAAGACAAGAAAAAAGAAAAAGCAAGCAAGCUCCCUCCAUUUGUGGGAAGCCCCAUGCUUAGCAUCUUUCAGGCACUCAGUCCGUAUCAUAUCUGUCUUUUCUCCAUGCCUCACCCUAGGGCCAUGGUGAUUGGGUUAAUACCCACCCAUCUCCUAGCCCCUCUCUGCUUUCUUGAUUCUCUCAUAAAGCUGGUCAGAGAACGAUUUGUUCCACAAAAGAGAAAGAAGGUGAUGACAAGCUGCAGGCUAAAUUGCAAGAGUCAUCAUGCCCAGCAUUGAUAUAAUCCACAGACAGAGGAGGAAGGAUAGAAAAUGGGUACAAACUUCAGAUAAUACUUGGAAGAACUCUGAAUAAGGAGUUCAAAAUAAUUCAAAUUAGGAGUUAACAAAGAGCGUCAGACUUGGCAGCCACUAGAGUCUCCACCUUUCACACCCAGGGUGCUGUGUGUGUUCAUUUUUGAGGCUGAUUUCAAGCACUGCUUCCUUGGUUUAUGAGAUCUUCACUGUGUACUUCCAUAUGGAGCCCAUCACCAAGAUGUGCAUCUUUGUACACAAUUGGAAUGGGUGUUAUUAUCACUGAGAUCAAAGGGAGCAUCUUGCUUCAUUUAGGACUCAAAUAAAUCUAAUAACAAUUUUAGUUUUCAAAGUUCCACUUGAAGUCUCUACUCUUCCUAAAAGAAUAUCCAUGCUGACCCAAGAUGUGAUAGCCCACAGAGGUUCACAGUUGAAGUUAGGAGAUUUUGGAGUCAUUACUUCUAGCCCUGACUUCCUGGUCUGCUAACGGCAAAUCCAAGGGUGAUUUGAUGGCUCAUUCAUACAUCUGAAACUUAGCCAGAACUAUACAUGACUUGAGAAGCCAGUGGAAUAGUGGUAGCUCAAGCAAUGAGAGCCAGAGGAAGCUGGGCAUCAUCCUAGAACAAUCCUAGGUUCCUACUGCCUCUUGGGGUUCCAAACACAUGGUAGUGUCUUUUGUAUAUCAUCUUAACUCCAUAGUGUUUUAGAAUUGUGAUGUUUUAUGUUGCCAUUCCUAAGAGAAGGGGGAAAGUAGAACUGAGAAAGAGUAUCUAAAAUCAACAGUGAGAUAAUACCACUUUAUAAGUAUCUCAUCCAAUUUGCUAGUUUUGCCCUUUCCUGUGGAAAAUCCAUCUUAUCUUCCUAUAAGUAGUUUCAACUACUCUGCAUUAAUUUCUGUUUCUAGGUAAUUUAUUUGGUAUGAUAAGAGUAGGUAGCACACCAUACCUCUGCAUAUGUUACCUUUUAACAUCUCUUAUUUUCAUUAACCCAGUUCAUCAACAUAAUAACAAGACUGUUUCAGGAAUUUUGCAAUGUUUCCCCAUGGCAUUUGCUCUUUUUUUUUUUUUCUCUUUCUACAGUUUGACAUGACAGGAUAUACCUCUCCAUUACACAUUGUUUUCUAGAACAAUGCUUCCUCUAAAUAAUCUAAGAAAAGAUGCCAUCCAGAUAGAUAGCUCCAAUGUUUCCUGCCAUCUUCAUAUUUUACAAGCACCCAUCAUUUUUGUGAAGUGCCUGACAGGAGAACCAUGCUAGGAAGGCAUUACCCAUAACUUCCUGGGGAAGUAUUACUCAGCUUCCUUUAUAGGGUCAUAGUGGGAAGGCACACCUGAGAUAAGAGGAAUACCAGGACUGAGACAAUUCCAGUCCACCUUUCUCAUUACCAAUGGCAGCCACUGUGUUUGCUCAUCUUGUAUGGGGAUGGGUUAAGAAACAGGGAGAGAGAAUUCUGUGGAAACUGUAGGAAAAGGAAAGCAAUCUUUAGAUUUAGGAAACAGAGAAGGAGUCCCACUCCUGAAUUUGCUUAAACUUCCUUUUAUGAAUUAAAGUGCAUUUUCAUCUUUGCUUUGCAGUAGAUUUUUGGUUGCUAUGUGGCUGAAUGAUUGUAUGCUUUAAAAUAAGUAAUGCAGUUAAUUUACACUUCAAUAAUGAAAUAUAAAAAUUUUAGCUCUGGGCCAGACUGAAGGCAUCUCAGAGAAGGAAACCCGUUGUUCACUGGCCCUGUCACUGCACAGGCUGUACAAUGCAGUACAUGUGGGAAGUGGUCCGAUGCUUCUGGCACAUGAAUGCUGGACGGCCAUUUCCAAACACACUUCAGCCAAGCCACAUGACAUGAAGGGCAAUAAGGUAGGGGGAUGUGAGGAAAGUAGCCCUGUUAUUAGUCAUGUUUGCAUACAGAGGAUUGAAGUAGACCUUCAACAUGACAGUCCUAAUUAAAAAGGUACUCACUGCAGACUAGACAAAGGGGCUUUUCCUCUUGCUGAUAACUAUUCAGAUGAUGGACAAGUCUUCUUUAAUAAAAGCUUACAAAGAAGACAUCUGAAGCACUGUCUAUGACACUGGGUCAUGUAUUAAUCACUGCAGCUAAUUGUAAAUCUUUCUAUGAAAUACUGAAAAGCCUCUUUGUGAAUUACUACAGUUCUGCUUGAUGCACUUGGUUUGCAAAGACAUUUCUCUGUAUGUGGUGCAUGUCAGCUGUGCUUUGAAAAACAACAAAGUUAGCAGAAUAUGUUCAAUAUAUUUUCUCGGGAAAUAGGGUUUUUAUCAUAUGACUCAUUAUGGAUUUGCCUUACCCUGACAUUUGUGAUAUAAAGGAAAAUCAGGAAAAAAGUAAUUUUCUUGAACAAGAUAUGUUUUUACUUAAUGCAAAUAAAUGUAGUCUGUUGCUUGCAAGGAAAAAAAAUGUCUUCUGGUAUUACUAGGGUAACACGUGCCUCUUUUGUUAAACCAGUCUUGAAAUGCUGGACAGCUUCUGAGUCUGUUUGUCUCUUUUCAUCUGUGCCACACACUAUGACACUUAAAUGACUGUUGCCUUUGAACUAUAUUUGUUAGAGCAGAGUGCAAAUAAACUUCUUUGAGAGGAUAAUGUG
Messenger RNA from Mastomys coucha (southern multimammate mouse), 4875 nucleotides. It is a transcript of the gene Macrod2, whose product is annotated as mono-ADP ribosylhydrolase 2. Lineage: Eukaryota; Metazoa; Chordata; Mammalia; Rodentia; Muridae. The transcript is spliced from 20 exons. Gene Ontology annotation, cellular component: nucleoplasm. The record is from RefSeq and is a predicted model, not a curated record. Bases 251 to 1753 code for a protein of 500 amino acids. Gene Ontology annotation, biological process: peptidyl-glutamate ADP-deribosylation; purine nucleoside metabolic process; DNA damage response. Gene Ontology annotation, molecular function: ADP-ribosylglutamate-[protein] hydrolase activity.